This is a messenger RNA of Esox lucius (northern pike), 2772 nucleotides long. RefSeq names its product prostaglandin G/H synthase 2. Gene Ontology annotation, biological process: cyclooxygenase pathway; response to oxidative stress. The record is from RefSeq and is a predicted model, not a curated record. Gene Ontology annotation, molecular function: peroxidase activity; heme binding; oxidoreductase activity, acting on single donors with incorporation of molecular oxygen, incorporation of two atoms of oxygen. The transcript is spliced from 9 exons. Bases 42 to 1997 code for a protein of 651 amino acids. Lineage: Eukaryota; Metazoa; Chordata; Actinopteri; Esociformes; Esocidae. Gene Ontology annotation, cellular component: cytoplasm; neuron projection.
GAUGAAUAAUCGGAUGCACCUUGAAUGACGCCCUGUUCUGAAUGGUUCUGAUCCGCCCCUUUCAGUACUAUAAAUGGAACAGGCAAAGGGAAACGUGUUCAGGAGUGGUCGUCAGCUUGAACUGCGAUAAUAUAUAUAUAUUCCUACCGGACUGCGAUUCAACAGAAUCUUUCGGAAUGUAUACAGUCAGUAUUAUUUUACUGUUGAUCUUUGGGAUCUAUUUAUGUGAAGGAGUGGACCCUUGUUGUUCUCAGCCCUGUGAAAAUAGGGGGUUAUGUAAUUCCAAAGGCUUUGACGACUAUGAGUGCGACUGUACAAGAACGGGAUUUUAUGGAAAGAACUGCUCAACUCCUGAAUUCCUAACGUGGAUGAAGACAUUGUUUAAACCUGCUCCAAACACCGUCUACUACGCCCUUACUAACUACAAAGGGCUGUGGAACAUCAUUAACAAGAUCCCAUUUUUGAGUAACGCCAUAAUGAGCUAUGUCCUGACAUCCCGCUCACAUUUGGUGGACAGCCCACCAACUUACAAUGCUGAUUAUGGCUACAAAAGCUGGGAGGCCUACUCCAAUCUGUCGUACUACACACGAACCCUUCCCCCUGUGCCAAAGAACUGCCCUACUCCCAUGGGAACCGUGGGAAGAUCAGUGCUUCCAGACGCCAAGCUUGUGGUUGAGAAAGUUCUGUUAAGGAAGCGGUUCAUUCCGGAUCCACAGGGUUCCAAUCUCAUGUUUGCCUUCUUCGCCCAGCACUUCACCCACCAGUUCUUCAAAUCAGAUUUCAAGAAAGGACCAGCUUUCACCAGAGCCUUGGGCCACGGCGUGGACUUGAACCAUGUGUACGGAGACACUCUGGAGAGGCAGCACAAACUGAGGCUGUUCAAGGACGGCAAGCUGAAGUACCAGGAGGUGAAUGGGGAGGUCUACCCUCCGUCGGUACGGGAGGUGGGGGUCCAGAUGCAUUACCCGCCCCAUGUGGCAGAGGAGCACCGCUUGGCCGUGGGCCACGAGCAUUUUGGCCUCCUCCCAGGGCUCAUGAUGUAUGCCACCAUAUGGCUGAGGGAGCACAACCGCGUCUGUGACGUCCUGAAGCGAGAGCAUCCCGACUGGGACGACGAACGCAUCUUCCAGACCACGCGCCUGAUACUGAUUGGAGAGACCAUUAAAAUUGUGAUUGAGGACUACGUCCAGCACCUGAGUGGCUACCACUUCAAGCUCAAGUUCAACCCGGAACUCCUGUUCAACCAGCGCUUCCAGUAUCAGAACCGGAUCGCCUCGGAGUUCAAUACCCUGUACCACUGGCACCCACUGAUGCCCGAAACCUUCAAUAUUGAGGAAAACGAAUACACCUACCCUGAGUUUGUCUUCAACAACUCCCUGGUGACCAAGCACGGCAUCAACAACCUGGUGGAUUCCUUCAGCAAGCAGAUCGCUGGAAGGGUGGCCGGUGGGCGUAACCUGCCCCCGACGUUAGUUGGCGUGGCAGCCAAGUCCCUGGAACACAGCAGGGAGAUGCGCUAUCAGACCCUGAAUGCCUACAGGAAACGCUUCGGCAUGAGGCCCUACACCUCAUUUGAAGACCUCACAGGAGAAACCGAAAUGGCAGCAGAGCUGGAGAACCUGUACGGAGACGUGGAUGCUCUAGAACUGUAUCCAGGCCUUCUGGUUGAGCGGCCCAGACAUAACGCAAUUUUCGGGGAGACUAUUGUUGAGAUGGGCUCCCCUUACUCUCUGAAAGGUCUCAUGGGAAACCCCAUUUGCUCUCCAGAAUACUGGAUGCCAAGCACAUUUGGAGGGAGUGUGGGCUUUGACAUUGUCAACACUGCUUCCUUGGAGAGGCUGGUGUGCAAUAAUGUGAAGGGCUCUUGUCCAACAGUGUCCUUCAAGGUGCCGGAUUUCCUCAGAACAUUUGAGAAGGCGUCAGUCAACAAUACUGAGACCCAGCCAAUUGAUGUGAACCCAGGGGUUCUGCUCAAAGAACGGACUUCAGAGCUUUAAAGAGUCAAACCACAAGGUGUUAUUUAAACAUACUCAGACCUCUUGAGGACAGCGGGGACACGAUAUGUCAUAUGUUGUACAUUAAUUUAACGUCCCCUUGAACUCUAGAAUUCUCUGAAAUGUUUUAAGCACCUCCUCUUUUCAGGUCCAUUGGGUCCUACUCAGUUAUAUUGGGGUAUUUUAGCCUGACAUUUUAGGUCCUGAGUGGUUAAUACUGCCUCAUUGAACAAUUACUGCACACAUUCACCAUUGUUGUUUUUAUUUAAUGUGGAUUUAUUUAAGUAUUUAUUAGUUAUUAUUAAUGUAUUUAUUAGCUUAUUGUAUUGGUGGUGAUUAAAUUAAGUUGCUUGUAAGUUUUUAUGUUUAAACAUGUAUAGCUGUAACACCUUACAGUUAGCUUAACGAUAAGCGGAUCUGACUAAUAAAGGGGAAUGCUAGAAGGUGGGAAAGUAUGUUGUUCCUUCCCCAAGAGAAGUUAACACUAAUUGCUCCCAUUUAUGGAUCGAGCAGAGUUUGACUUUCACAUGAUAGAUGCAAAAUGUCUUGUUUGUUUACUCUGAAUGCACUGUGAAGUUACAUUUACUUGAAGAAAAACAUUAAUAAUUGUGUCUACUUUAGGUCUUGAUCUGCCCAAAUGAAAUAUCAGCUGGACUGUAUAUUCUCGGUCAUAAUUUGUACAUUAAGACAAAUAUACUUUUUAAAUGACUUUUUUAUACUGAAUUAAAUGAAUGUUGUUAAGACUAAAAUGACUUAAUAAAGAAUAUGAUAAAAUAAA